GCGGCGCUUGCAGCAAUCAAACUUGCGACAAUGUGCCUCAGCCUCAUACAUUCCUCCCUUCCUGUUGGUCCUGCGAUGCAGAGGACGCAACUGAUUCAAAAGACAUUCGCACCCCAUUUUAAGCGCCUUAACGACGUCCUAUCGCGCAUUCGGCUCGGAUUUGCGUCCGCAAACGAGGCAUUACGCAUCAGCACAGCACCGACGACACCACGGCCUGGACGACUUCCACAACCAAUCUUGUUCUCCGGCCCGGCACGUCCUUCUGUCGCGUACUUCAGCCAACUUGCAGCGACCGGGAUCGAGUUGAACGCGAAUCGGCUUAUGACGUUUCCACCCGGUGCUAUUAAGAAGGUGCAAUCGGGGGAGACCCCGGUCUUCAAGCUGCCCGAACCAGUCGUAUUUGAAGGUCGCGCAAAACGGAGCUCAACUUCAUGGUUGCAUCGAGAAGGAUGGAUCGAUUGUCAGAGCUACGCGGAGGUUCCCCGUUUGCAUUUUCGGAUCUUAUAUCGGGUUUAACGUAGUGUGCAGAGGGUUCAUAUUCAGCUUUUUAUGGGGGUAGCAUUGUUACGGCUUUGCAUUGGAACAUAUUGAUGCGCAUCG
Messenger RNA from Laetiporus sulphureus 93-53, 600 nucleotides. RefSeq lists its product as uncharacterized. The transcript is spliced from 2 exons. The record is from RefSeq and is a predicted model, not a curated record. NCBI's taxonomy places the organism in Eukaryota, Fungi, Basidiomycota, Agaricomycetes, Polyporales, Laetiporaceae. The coding region runs from base 31 to 516 and encodes 161 amino acids.